Messenger RNA from Spathaspora passalidarum NRRL Y-27907, 1234 nucleotides. RefSeq lists its product as uncharacterized. The record is from RefSeq and is a predicted model, not a curated record. The transcript has a single exon. The coding region runs from base 1 to 1116 and encodes 371 amino acids. NCBI's taxonomy places the organism in Eukaryota, Fungi, Ascomycota, Pichiomycetes, Serinales, Debaryomycetaceae.
AUGUCUCUAAUGUUAACCAAUAAGAGAAUGUAUCAUGUUGCUGUUAAAAGGUUAUAUCAAUUAAUCUAUGUUGAAAUGGGUAUUCUAAUCAAUACUGACAUCUGUACUUCGUUUAACUGCAAGUACACUGUUACCCAAUGUGGUUUAAAGCUAUUGAAUCAACGCAAUGAAUUGUUGCAGCAUGUAAAAUUGAUUGUGGUUCAGAAUUAUGAGACAUACAAUUAUUAUAUUACACUUUGGAAUGCAAAGAAAUAUGACUGGAUUCAAUUAUGCCCUGAAAAGUUAUAUUUGGGUUAUCACCUUCACAGUUAUGAUAGAAUUGAAAUUGCAUUCCUUGCUUUGAUAAUAAAGUAUUUUCUUCCUUCGCCACCAGUUCUUGAAAAUGACGAUUAUACUAUUACAAGUAUAGUAAUUCCAUUGUGCGAUACGUUUGUUGAUGAGCUUGAUUUGUCAAUUAUUCCUUACUUAAAACGUCUACAAAGAAUAAAAUUCCAAAUGGUUUGGGGAAAUGAAUUAACAUUAAUAAAGUCUAAAUUUAGCCAUUGCCUAAAUAUCACAUGUUUAUCACUACAAUUCCUGUUACUCAAUCAUCCAGAAUUCGAAUGUUUAAUUGAUAUCAUUAACUUGGAUGCAGUGACCAGCCUAGAAUUAUUCAUAGAUAAUGUGUUACACGUAGUUGUUCAACAACUCUAUUUUGACUGGUUGAUUGCACAUUUACCCAAUCUAAACAGUUUUUUAGUGCGUUCGAAUAUGGCCAAGAAUAUACACAAUGUGUGUAGUCUCAUUAUGGAGAACACAUUGAGUAGAUUAGUCAUUCUUUCUGAGGAUUUUACUCCAUCUGAAGUUUGGGAGCAGGUCAAGAAACAAGAGCAAACAAUUGAACAGCUAUUUAUUGGAAGAUGCAACAUUGACUUUACCCUCAACUACCUUGAUCGAAUUUUCAAAGUAACAGAAAAAGAUAACGAUCGCAGGCUAACUUAUGAAAGCAUGAUAGCUGGAUUCUUGGGAGAUGAUACGUCGAGGUAUCCCCAAUUAUCUAAUAUAAUUGUUUAUGGUUGUGAUUAUGAAAUAUCUCGCUCAAAUUCUAGUUUCAAAGUUAACCCGCUUAACUACUAGAGUUCUCUUCCAAAAUCAGAAUAUUUAUGUAAAAAUCUGUUUGAUGAAUUUAAAAAUAGUUUGAUAGACUUAGGUAGGCUAUUUACCAUCCCUGAUUUCAUAUUUCAAUCAAAACAAA